Molecule: messenger RNA, 1707 nt
Organism: Asterias rubens (European starfish)
Lineage: Eukaryota; Metazoa; Echinodermata; Asteroidea; Forcipulatida; Asteriidae
Product: cyclin-dependent kinase 11B-like
Exons: 5
Coding region: 188-1420 (410 amino acids)
Source: RefSeq, a predicted model, not a curated record
GGGAAAAACCCAACUUUAAAUGGCAGGUCUUUGUGUUGGAUUGCCCUGCAUGCAGCUUCAACAGGGUGUUCAAUGCAAUAGAGAAACGGUAGAACUGAAGUUGAUUAAACAGCAGCAACGAUUUGAGCUGUAAAAGUAAAUGGGAAACUUUCUGAGAGGCUGGCUGGAAGCAUAGAAUUAAUUGAGCAUGGCAAGGCUAGAAAGGUUUGAUGAUAUGCCGGAUCUAGAACCAGUUCAUCCACGCUUCAAAGUCGGUGAGAAAGGUGUGAAUAGCAACCCGUUUCGACCCAAAGAGAAAAACAAAGACGUUGUGGAGGAAAAAGAUUCAACCUCAGUUGGACGAAACAACUGUAUCUCUCAAAGUCCAGGCACACACAAUCAUGAAGGGGCUGGCGUCCCAGGAAGUGAUCGCAACUUCAGCGAUGAGAGUUGCCAUGGAAGCUCAUCUAUGUUUUCCCAGUCGUCUUCUCAGAAGGACAAGAUGGUGGACAGUGGUCGAAGAAACGAGAGGGAGAAAGCUGAAGUAGUAUCGCUUAAUCAACCCAGAAGAACCACAACAUCUGAGAAAAAUGAGCAGGAGUCUGGAGUUCGGACUUUAUUAGGAGCCCUAGGAAGAAAGCUAGCUGCAGAAGGAAUAGAGCUCGACAAUCUAACAUGGCUCAAAUUCUACACUGAUGCGAUUCCUCCACCAGCGUUGCAGGUUGCGGCAAACAUGUUCUUGACGGAUUGUCGGUCAUCCAAACUAAAAAGAUCUGAUGGAAUAUCUUGGGUCUUUGUUUGUGCUCCUCGUGGAGAUUUUGAGCUGUCUUCCUCGUCGUCGGAGGAGGAGGAUGACGAUGACGAUGAGGAUGAAGAUGAUGUUCAAGGGGAUAAUGAUGGGGAGGAGGAGGAGGAGGGGGAGGAAGAGGAGGAGGAAGAGGAGGAAGAGGAGGGUAGUAAGAGACGGAAGAGAACGGAUGUACUCGGCCUCAAAGAUGCAUGGGAAAAACUCAACGAAUCAGGGGAAGAGAUCAACUUCCAGAAAAUACAGCAACUUGCUCUGGCUCAUGGGACUUUAUGUGGUAAGUGGAUGAUCUUUCGGAGACGAGGCAUCCACGCCGACUUGUCCUGGGAAAGGAUAUUCCGUGCAACAAUCAUCGGUCGCCUCGGAGUGUCCGCCAAAAUCAGCACAUGGGAAGAAAAUGAAGAAACUCAAGUCAUCUGUGUGUACAACAACAACUUCACUGACAAGGGCGAGGUAAGGGAGUUAGAAAGCCGACUUCGAGCCAUCGGGAUCCGAUGCAGCAUGCAUUACAAGCCGGAUGUCUUUACGUAUCUUGGGGUGUACAGAGGAAACGAGUGGGGCUUAAAACCAGUGGUGUAUUACAGUAACUUUGAUCUGCGGAAAAACAGCUCCGUAAUUGUCGCCAAUUAUGAGUGAUUUCUCCGUUUUUAACCAGAAUUCUGUUGUAUUUUUUGCCCUCAAACAAAAGAAAUUCCGUUUUUUUUUACCCCCCAAACAAAUUCAUAAAAAAAAUGAAGUUAAAACCAUAGAAUGUGGAGUAGGGCUUUUUUAAAACCAAAGAUAAAUGUUAAUAUUGGGCUUCACGUUCGCAAGUUUUUGAGCUCGCAUGCUUCAGGGGCGGAUUGCACCAGGCUCAAUCGGUCAUCGGAGUCGGGAGAAAAUAACGGGAAAACCCACCCUUGUUUCCGCACAUUUCGCUGUGU